This is a messenger RNA of Fundulus heteroclitus (mummichog), 2458 nucleotides long. Its product is annotated as gastrula zinc finger protein XlCGF26.1. Lineage: Eukaryota; Metazoa; Chordata; Actinopteri; Cyprinodontiformes; Fundulidae. The record is from RefSeq and is a predicted model, not a curated record. Gene Ontology annotation, molecular function: RNA polymerase II cis-regulatory region sequence-specific DNA binding; DNA-binding transcription factor activity. The transcript is spliced from 2 exons. Bases 445 to 2073 code for a protein of 542 amino acids. Gene Ontology annotation, biological process: regulation of transcription by RNA polymerase II.
UUUCAUCACAACUGUGCAACAGCCUGGGCAGCAGAACUGGUUGGGAAACAUCUUCAUGCAGAAACUGGUUUCAACACAACUGCCUGUACCUGCUGCUAAGAACAGGAAGAAAAUAAGGCACGUCUUCUAAAACAGCGUCCAUUCCGAGCCCCGAUAGUGUUUCAGCUUUCCUUUAUCAUGCAUGAUUCUGUUCAAUCAACAGCAGCCCGAGGAGGACCAGUUAGCCUGUGAGCUAACCGAGAAGCUAACUCCUCAAAGGCGAGAUGCAACCAGCUUCCUUUUAGUAAAAAGCCAAAAAAAGAACUUGGAGAUUAUUGGACAUCUCUUGGACCCGGGACCAUUCAAGACUUUUUCUCGGAGGACGAGAAACUGGUUUGACCGGUCUUCUUGCCGGCGAGUUUGUUUCUACUGAGAAGAUCUUCAGUCUUGACCACCAGCCACCAAAUGUCCUGCAAUAAAGAAGCAGAGAAGGAACCAGAACCCCAGCCAACAGUGACGAUGAAAGGAGACCCAGAAUCUCAAUCAAUUAAAGAAGAACAGGGGGAAAUUUGCCUUUCUAAGGAGGAAGGGCAACUUUUAAUCAAGCAGGAGAUUGAAACCAUUGUGGUGACUUCUGCCCAUGAGAAAGUAGCCUGCAAUGAACUAGAACAGCAGCAGACGACGGAGAUCGACGAGAAACCAGAGCCGGUGCAUUUUAAAGAAGAUCCAGAAUCAGUGCAGAUCAAAAAAGAAGAGGAGGAGCUGGAGACUGCACAGGUUAAAGAGGAACAGGAGGAUCUCUGCUCUAAUCAGGAUGAAGAGCAGCUGGUACUGAAGCCGGAGACGCUGUGGGCUCCUGCAGAUGAGGACAGUAAACCAGAACCAAACAAAGACCGCCUUUUUUCUGCAAACUCCCCUAAAGCCGAGGACCAACCUCAACCAGAAAGCAACCAGAAAGAGUCUGGAUCUGGUGGGAAUAAAGAUCCCAAACCAAGGAAGAGACGGAGUAAAAGGAAGCCGCAUUCCUGUGAACUCUGCGGGGAAAGCUUCGCUCAGCUUAGAUCCUUGGCGUCUCACCUGAGAACACACAAAGAUGGGAAGCCUUUCACGUGUGCGACCUGCGGGAAAGGUUUCACCAAGCAGAGCAACCUGACCGUUCACAUGAGAAUUCAUACGGGAGAGAAGCCCUAUCCUUGUGAAUUGUGCGAUAAAACCUUCCGGACCACCAGUCAGUGGGCCUGCCACACCAAAAUCCACAUAACCGGGAAGCCUUUCCGGUGUGCCACCUGUGGAAAAACCUUUACCAAGCAAAACAACCUGACCAAACAUGUAAGAGUUCACACGGGGGAGAAGCCCUAUCCGUGUGAGCUGUGUGAUAAAUCCUUCAGAACCACGAGUCAACUGGCCAGCCACACCAGAACCCACACAGGCGAGAAGACCUGUUCCUGUCCGACUUGUGGCAAAGGCUUCUCCAGACGGUACGACUUGAACGUCCACAUGAGAACUCACACAGGCGAGAAGCCCUUUUCCUGCCACAUCUGUGGCGAGCGUUUUAUCCGAAAGAUCACCUUCAAUUUCCACGUGCGAGCUCACACAGAAGGGAAGCCGUACACCUGCGAGGUCUGUGAAUCCUCUUUCAAUUAUAGCUAUGAUCUGGCCCGUCACAUGAGAAUCCACACGGGGGAGAAGCCCUUCUCAUGCCUGACCUGCGGAAAAACCUUCCGGGAGCGAAGUAGUUUAAACGGACACGUCAGAGUUCAUACCGGCGAGAAGCCGUAUGUCUGUUUAGCCUGUGGCAAAAGUUUUGCUCGGAAACAUAACCUGACUAUUCACAUGAGAACGCACACAGGCGAGAAGCCGUAUUCUUGUGACGUAUGCGGGAGGUCUUUCACUGACCAUACGAUACUGAUCAACCAUGUAAGAAGCCACACAGGUGAAAAGUCUUUCUCGUGUCCUUAUUGUGGAAAAUGUUUCACCAAGAAAUACACCUUGACUGUGCACAUGAGGAUCCACACAGGCGAGAAGCCGUUUGCCUGCCAGUCGUGCGGUGAGGCCUUCAUCUCCAGAGGUAAACUAACAAAACAUGUGUGCUGAAUGAGUCUCUGUUUUGCACACAUCAGCUGGAGAAAUGAAGCCUUGUUGGACUAUCAAAGGACAAAAGUUGGUCCAUUUUGUGACUGAACCAAUCAGUACUUGGAGUCACAGCACCACCUAGUGGACAAAUAUAAGCAAGGUUCCUAUGCUGUCUGUAAAACUGAAGUUCUGAUAAUUUUUCCGGUAUCAAUCAGAGAAUAAGGGGAAAAAAAGUGUAUUAAGAAAUAUAAGAUUAUUUUCCCAUCUUGGUUCUUAUUGUCAAUUUUCUAAAACACAAAGAUCGUAGGUCACGUUCCCACUGCUGGUCGUAACGCUCAAAUCCAAUUUUCUUUUCUGAGAUUUGAUUUUUUUGCAAGGUCGUUCCCAUUACUUUUAAAAUUCAAUU